Molecule: messenger RNA, 1055 nt
Organism: Melitaea cinxia (Glanville fritillary)
Lineage: Eukaryota; Metazoa; Arthropoda; Insecta; Lepidoptera; Nymphalidae
Product: alpha-tocopherol transfer protein-like
Exons: 7
Coding region: 117-956 (279 amino acids)
Cellular component (GO): membrane
Molecular function (GO): phosphatidylinositol bisphosphate binding
Source: RefSeq, a predicted model, not a curated record
UGAAUCAACUUGAAUCAAGGCCCAUUCAACAAUCAGUCCCUGUUGAGCUGCGCCGCGUUUCAGAUGUGUCGUUGUAGUUUCUUAAUAAAUUAAUGCGAUAAUUACAAACAUUGAACAUGGCAACAAAACCAGAAGAUUCAAAGAAGUAUAUAGAACAAUUGAGAGAAUGGGUCAAUCGACAACCUCAUCUUCCGAAAGAUUUAAGUGAUGUUUUUCUCCUUCGUUUUGCACACAGUUGUUUCUAUGACGUUGAAAAAGCGAAAAAGGCAAUGGAAAUUUUCUUCUCUAUAAGAGGAAAUAGUCCCGAUUUGCUGAACAACAGAGAUCCCGAGUCACCGCAUAUACAGAAAAUUUUAAAUGUAAUUAACAUCGGCCUCUACCGCAGUGCGACGAGCAAUAGAUGGCUUUGGUUUUGGCAAAUAAACGAUCCCGGCUUAGAGCAGUACGAAUAUCUUCUCGACGUGAAACUCUUCUUCUUGAGCACGGACGCUCACUUUCUUGACCAGGAAGUCCUAUCUGAUGAGGACAUAGUUGUCAUGGACGUAAAGGAUAUUACACUAAAAUUUCUAACGAAAAUAAAUUUGUCUAUACAGAGAAGAUUGUCAAAGUAUCAGCAGGAGGGAAUGCCAAUCAGACUGAAGCAGAUACACGUUAUAAAUGCUCCACCGUUCAUAGACAAGAUAUACGGUGCUCUAAAACCGUUCGUCAAGAAGGAGAUCACCGAAAUGAUUUAUUUCCAUCCACCAAAGUCCGACUCAAUAUACAAGCACCUCAGCAAGGAAGACUUACCGGCAGACUACGGCGGCACAAGACCAUUUUUAGCGGAAUAUAACAAAGAGAUAAUGGAACUCCUCAUAAAGCACAGGGAAACGCUAAUAAGGGAAGAUUUCUGGCGGCCGAGUAAAGGCAAUUCGUCCACAGAAGUUGGUUCAUUCCGCACACUCGCUAUUGACUAGCCUUUUUUAGACCAACAGAAAUGAAAUAGACAAUAUUUUUCCAAUAUUUUUAAAAUUAAAUUGUUAUACGUUUUAAGCAAAUUACAAUAAAUAAAAAUA